Thlaspi arvense is the source of this 1811-nucleotide messenger RNA. Lineage: Eukaryota; Viridiplantae; Streptophyta; Magnoliopsida; Brassicales; Brassicaceae. The record is from the annotation of a GenBank genome assembly.
UCGAAAGAGAAGAACAACAUUGAUCAUCGGCGAUUUUGUAUCUCGCCGGUGAUUUUGUAUCUAACUAACUGAAGCACAUCGUCUCUCGUCGACGAUUAUGCUGGAUUAAUUGAGGAAAGGCGAAAUGCUUGAGAUGUGUUUUAUGUGUAGAGCUUGGAAUUUAACUAAUACCACACAAUGAGAGUUCGUUGUUGAUCCUGACAUAGGAGCUUCUUUUAUACUCAUCAAAGAGAAAUAACUUACAACGAGUUGGUUGCGAUUGUUUUAGAAGAUUUUGGAAUUGAUGGUAAUGCCAAUGAUCUGAAAAUUAGCUAUGGAUCACUUUCAAGCUCUCUUUUAGAAUCAAAAAAAUUCCUUCAUAUGGUCAUUAUGAAUGAUCGGCAACUAAAAGCUUUUAUGCACAAGAUUCAAGAGAAUGGAUGAGUUUUUGAGUUAUGUGUGACAGUGAAGGAAAUAAAGAGCACGGAACCUGGUACUGAAGUUUCUAGCUCCCAUCGUUGCCCCCUUCGUGCUAUGGAUGAGAGACUAUUGCAAUCAAGAUUGUUAUCCCUCAACGCCGGUGAUCAUUCUCUUGUGGCGUUUGCUGGGCUCAUGGCAGGAUUAACGCUGGGUCUCAUGUCUCUUGGAUUAGUCGAUCUCGAAGUUCUUAUCAAAUCCAGUCGCCCUCAGGAUCAACUCAACGCUGGGUUUGUAAAUUUCCCUAGGAUGUUAUCCCUCUGUUUCGUUGAUUUUGCUAUUGGUCAUUUGGAUGUUGAGCUAAACGAUGCAGGAAGACAACAAGCAGUGAAAGGCGGAGGAGAAAGUCUUGACAAACUUUAUGGUAGAUGUACAUCUGCGUUACAGAGAAUCGGCGAGAAACAUAAAGGUGAGAGAGUGGAAGUAGUGACACGUGGAGGUGUGAUUCGAUCUCUCCACGAGACUAUCGACGCUUUUUCUUCACAUUCUUCUCUUAGGCUCUACCAAUAUUCUUGGAUAAAAUUGUGCCUCCAUGGGCUGCUAUUGUUCGCUCAAUGACUCUUAUACUGGUGUUUGGAGAGGGAGAUCGAAUUCAAGCUACCAUGGCAAAAGAAUUUAUUGACCGUCCAUAUCAUAAAAGAUUAGAAGAAGGUAGAUAGAUAAUUUUAGCAAACUUCCAACUCAGUUGGGUGUCUGACUCUUUCAAGCUAACCAACAGUCGAUUUAAGAUCGUGUGGCAGUCUACAACCUUUUUCGAUGUGUUCCAUUCCAUGAUUCCGAAUACUAUUUUGAUUUUGCGAAAUUUAAAAGUUUUCAAAUUGGGAUAAUCAAUUUGGACUUCUGUGUUGAUUUGUUCAGACAUUAACCUCCAAAAUUCAACAACAUAUCCGAGGAGAUCUAUUUUGAAAUGAGUAACAUAACGAGUUGCCGCCUUCGAUGUUUUUUACCAAACGUGUACGCUCUAGAUUUUUACGAGAAAAUUGAUGACAUUAACAUUUGCAUUAUAAGGUUUGCAAAAAUAAUGUAUACAAAAGGUGAGUGAAUCGUCACUUCCGCUUACAAAUGCUCAGAAAUUCUCAUAAAUCCUAAUUUGGCGGAAGUUGACAAUAUGAAGACCAAAGUCAUACAAUAUAAGUACCAAAUUGAGGAUCAUCCAUUUGCUACUGAUUCUGAAGAUGAACACAUUUAAGCCACACUGUCAAACAGCAAUGAUGAUGAUGAGUAGCACGGAAGCACCAAGAAGAGUACUUGAAUAGCAAAAAUAUUUAUUUAUAUAUAUUUUAUUUAUUUUUGAAAGAACUAAAUUUGAUUUUCAUUUUCUUUUUGCCAUUUAGUAUCUUAUAAUUCAAUUUAAU